AUGGCCACUCCCAGCAAGACUCCCCCUGGCGCAGACCCUAAACAACUAGAACGAACCGGGACCGUGCGAGAGAUCGGGUCUCAAGCCGUGUGGAGUCUGUCCUCAUGUAAACCAGGGUUUGGAGUGGAUCAGCUCAGGGACGAUAACCUCGAGACAUACUGGCAGUCUGAUGGAUCCCAGCCACAUCUUGUCAACAUACAGUUCAGGAGGAGAACCACAGUCAAGAUGCUGUGUAUUUACGCUGAUUAUAAGUCUGACGAGAGCUACACUCCCAGUAAAAUCUCUGUGAGAGUCGGAAACAACUUCCACAACCUCCAGGAAAUCCGGCAGCUGGAGAUGGUGGAGCCCAGUGGUUGGAUUCACAUUUCUCUUUUAAAUCAGCGGACAAACGAGCCGAUCAGCACCUUCAUGAUCCAGAUUGCGGUUUUGGCCAAUCACCAAAACGGCCGGGACACACACAUGCGGCAGAUCAAAGUCUACACCCCGGUGGAAGAGAGCUCCAUUGGAAAGUUCCCACGAUGCACCACGGUCGACUUUAUGAUGUACCGAACCAUUAGGUGA
Messenger RNA from Knipowitschia caucasica, 561 nucleotides. Lineage: Eukaryota; Metazoa; Chordata; Actinopteri; Gobiiformes; Gobiidae. The record is from the annotation of a GenBank genome assembly.